AUGGCGUCCCAGGGCGGAAUCCUAUUUCAGGAAAAGGUCAGCAGGUUGCUCUGCAAACAGAAUAAAAGACCUGUACUGAAACCCAACAAAGCUCUUGUCCUGAGAGAUUCCGUGACCAGCCGCAAAGCCAAGAAAGGAGAGGCCACCUGUAUCACAGAGUUGUCAGUCAUGAUGGCCUGUUGGAAACAGAACAACUUUGUGGACAGCCUGUGCUCCAAAGAAAUGGCCGAUUUCUACUCGUGUGUCGAAAAAGCUCAGGUUUCAAUGAAAAAUGGCGCAGGAGAAACAAGCAUUCAAGGAGGACGUCUGACACCAAAACAAACCAACACCCUGUUGAAAAGAUAUCCCACGCUACGAUUUGAAAUCUAGGAAUAUGAGUGUCUUUUGUUUGACUUGAAAUGUACAACAUCCAAAAGAGUCUGAACCCUGGAACAAUGUUUCGCCAUUUCAAGGUACGUAACUCGGUCAAAUCCAGGGCUGUUAAACUUAUUUGUUUGCGAUUUGGCUUCACUCGGACGGCCGUCACAGUGACACCAAAUGUUGAAUUGUCUCAUCAACGUCAAGGAUAGAAGUUUGUUCAAUUAUCCUUUGUAACCAUGAUGAUGUUGCGGCCUAGUCAGACAACAUUUGAGCUGAGCAUAAAACUCGUGAGAUGUCUCAAUGUAUUUUGUUCAAAAAAGAAGUGGAUUGUAUUCAAUUCGUUUAAUGUACCCUUUUUUAGAGCUGUCAUUUUAAUAUUGUGACUAGUUUUGCUCAUUUCAUCCAACACUUAGCAUCAUGCCUGCUUGGUACUUGCUUCACAUUUACUUCAGACUUCUGACUUGUUUUCACCUCUAGCUAGGUCUGUCAUUAAAACUCAUUAUAUAGGCCCUUUCAGCAGUGUACAGUGCUAAUAAAUUCAAACAAAAUG
Molecule: messenger RNA, 910 nt
Organism: Syngnathus typhle (broad-nosed pipefish)
Lineage: Eukaryota; Metazoa; Chordata; Actinopteri; Syngnathiformes; Syngnathidae
Gene: chchd1
Product: coiled-coil-helix-coiled-coil-helix domain containing 1
Exons: 3
Coding region: 1-369 (122 amino acids)
Biological process (GO): mitochondrial translation
Cellular component (GO): mitochondrion; mitochondrial ribosome; nucleoplasm
Molecular function (GO): RNA binding
Source: RefSeq, a predicted model, not a curated record